This is a messenger RNA of Oxyura jamaicensis (ruddy duck), 1944 nucleotides long. RefSeq names its product T-cell surface glycoprotein CD1b-3-like. Gene Ontology annotation, biological process: antigen processing and presentation, endogenous lipid antigen via MHC class Ib; immune response; antigen processing and presentation, exogenous lipid antigen via MHC class Ib. The record is from RefSeq and is a predicted model, not a curated record. Gene Ontology annotation, cellular component: external side of plasma membrane. Lineage: Eukaryota; Metazoa; Chordata; Aves; Anseriformes; Anatidae. Bases 419 to 1387 code for a protein of 322 amino acids. The transcript is spliced from 6 exons. Gene Ontology annotation, molecular function: exogenous lipid antigen binding; endogenous lipid antigen binding; lipopeptide binding.
CCGCAGGACCUCCCCGAUGACUGUUCCUGUUGGCAUUGCCCUCCGCCGACCGCUGCUCCCCGCGGUCCCCCCAGUGCUUGGCUCGGGGGAUUGGGGACCCUUGGCGCAAGCUUUGCCUCCCUCGUUGUCUUGGGGUGCCACGGCAGCCCUAGGAGAACCCACCCAGCCCCCCCAGCCCUGGGUGUCCCAGCCCAGCUCUUGACAGAGGCCACCUUCGGGCCCACCCCGAAACCUCAGUGCCAGCUCCAUUGGCUGUCAGGGUACCCAGGGCCACCACCGAUGUCAGAGUCACCCUGGGGAGAAGUGAGCAGCCCACGCGGCUCCAUCUUCCAACUGCUGUGUUCGCCUGCGGCCGUGCUGUGGAUACCAUGCAGCCCCGUUGCCUUCUCCUCUUCCCCUUCCUCUUCUUUCCUGGGACAUGGGCAGAGCCAGAGGCUCUCUCCCCCCCUCUCCGGCAGGCUCUCCCAUGCUCCAGCUACGCCAUUUCGUCACCUUCCAAAACGCCACGUCCAUGCAAGUGGGGGGGCUCGGCCUCGUGGGGGACAUUAACAUCGGUUGCGUGGACAGACGCACCUGGGACAUCCACUACCACCAGCCCUGGCUGCGCCCAGCCCUGCCCAAAGGUGACUGGGAUGUCAUCGAGAGCUCCAUCAAGUCAUACCUGCGGGAUUUCAACAGCCUGGUGCAGACGCUCAUCACGCACACCAGCAUGUCCUUCCCUUUCGUCUUCCAGUCCUCCAUAGGCUGCAAGCUCCAGCCCAACGGGACCACCAGGACCUACCUGGUCAUUGGCUACGAGGGCCAGGACUUGCUCCGGUUCCACCUGAUCAAGGGAACUUGGGAUCGGGUGCCAGAUAACGAGGUGUCAGCAGCCGCUGAGCAUUUCUUGAACAACGCCACCACCCUCAAUGAGCUGAUACAAGUGCUCCUCAAUGUCACCUGCGUUGACAUUUUGGAAAGGUUCACUGAGUACGGGAGGGCGGAUCUGGAGAGACAAGAGCCCCCCACUGCCACCGUCUUUGCCCGCACGGCCGGCCCGGCCCAGCUCCUGCUGGUUUGCCGCAUCACCGGCUUCUACCCGCGGCCCAUCAGCGUGGCCUGGCUGCGGGACGGCCACGAGGUGCCGCCGGGCCCGGCCCUGAACACCAGCGCUGUCCUGCCCAACGCCGACCUCACCUACCAAGUCUACAGCGUCCUGACCGUGGCUCCCCGCGACGGGCACAGCUACGCCUGCCGCGUCCGCCACCGCAGCCUGGGCACCCGCAGCCUCCUCGUCCCCUGGGGGAAAUCCAACGCUGGGCUGAUCGCAGGGCUCGGGGUUGCUCUGUUGGCAGCUGUGGUUGUGUCUGGUGCGCUUUGGGUGUGGAGGCGCAGGAAGUGCCAUUAAACGGAAGAAUGGAGCCCAGCAGCUUUCCCCUGAGCACGGCAGCCCCUUGUCUGCUUCCAACCCCUACCUCGGGCCACAACCUCCACCUCCCUCUGCUGUGACGAAGCUCCAGGCACCACCAGGAGCACGAUCGUCUCAGCAGGGAGCCACAGCCGGGAAAUACCCUCAAGCUGUGCCGUUAUUUGCGUAGCAGACGAGGAUGCAAGUCUGAGACCUCCUCCCCUGUUAGACAUAAUCACGUUGUACCUCGUGGCACCACCUGUGCACCUGCUGAGGCUCCCUCUGGCCCGCAUAGCAAUUUCCUCCAGGUUCCGUAUGAUAACAGCACUGUCAGCAGGCAGCACGCUGCACCCCUUCCACUGUCACUUCCUGGGUAUUUCUCUUAAAAGCUGCUUUUAUUAACCGUAUUCCAGAAAUAGCUGUGCUUCACCUGAUGUUACACGCAGGGUUAAGUGCACCCAAGUUGCGUUUAGGGCGCCGAGUAGCACGGCGCUCGGAGCUGAUCUGAGGGAGCUGCAGGCACGGAUCAAACGACAAUAAACCACUGAUGUUUUUGC